UGGAGAAAAGGGUAGAACCGAAAAUAGAAGUAUAGGAGUACAUAAGCAAAUAUGUGGGUGCAGUGAGAAAAAGCUAAACACAUGAAAAUGGGGUGCAUAUAGGAAAACGUCGUGGUGCAGAAUGUAGAGCGCAUGAACGAAAUAAAAGAAGUGGGGUGUGUGCUUAGUGAAAUCGCAGUGCAGAAACUUUAACAUAUGGGAAUGCAUGAAAAUAAUUAAAUAAGCGAGAUGUGGAGGUAUGAAAAUUAAUUAUAGAGGUGCAGAUAAUGAUACUAGAUAAGCAAAAACCGUAACGUAAGCCAUCUAUCUUAAUUCUUAAAAAAAAAAAGGUUAAAUAUGCUUUUAGUCCCUGAAAUUUCACUGAUUUUUGGGUUUAGUCCCUGCAUGAAACUUUGAUAGCAUUUAGUCCUCGUAGUAUGGAAACAGGUACGUUUAGUCCCUAAUUUUGGACGGCGUUAAGUUUUUGGAGAUGUUGGUAACGGCACAGCCACGUCACCACUGUCCACUGCAUGCCACGUAGUUUUAUUUUAAAUUAUUUUGGAUGAGGUUUUUGGUUUGCACGUGUGGGAAGUUACUAGAUGAAUUAGGAUUGGGAUUACAUAAUCACUUAGGUUUUUAAGUGUCAAAUUGGGUUUUUGCAAUUGGGGAAAAGUGAGGUUUCGGGAAACAUUGCACUGUAGUAACAAAUCCUGUAGUUGUUACAGUUGGGAUUUAAUAGGAAUACCCUGUAGGCAUGCUAUUGCUACAAUUAAUUACAAAGUUCAAAACCCUGAAGAUUAUGUCCAUGUUUACUACAAGAAACCAACUUAUGUCACCUGUUAUGCCCCUGAAAUAGUUCCAAUAAAUGGGCAACAAAUGUGGCCAACAUCUGAAAACACCCCUUUACUCCUCCCUCCAAUUUACAAAACACCUCCUGGGAGGCCAAAAAAAUUGAGAAGAAGAGAGGCAGAUGAACCUGUGAGGCAUACAAAAUUGUCCAAGAAGCAGGCUAUUAUGAAGUGCAGCAGUUGCAAAGAGUAUGGGCACAAUGUAAGAUCAUGUAAAAGGAAGAACAGAUAUAAGAACACAAGGGGCAAUUCAAGUUUGGGAGGAUCUGGUAGCAGGCCUAGAUAUGAAGUAGAAGCACCACCAUCAUCUUCACAAGGAGCUGCAGCUGAAGCAACAUCAACAGCACAUAGUGGAGCAUCAAGAGUCCAAGCUGCAGGAAGAACAACCUCAGGACUGGGUACACACCAUCUCGGUUCCCAAGCUAGCACCACUUGACCAAGCUUGAAGAAGACCCUUAUCUUUUUUAAUGUAUUUUGUAGUGUGUAGUACUUUGUUUAAACUGCUGUAGUUGGCAGAUUGUAGGUGGCAGGGACCACUUGUAUUGAAUGCAGAAUAUUGUUUUGUGAGUGGGAAGGGACCACUUCAUGUUUACUUUACUAUUGAAAGCACAAUUUAUGGGACCACUGCUUUUUGGAACCACUUU
Messenger RNA from Vigna radiata var. radiata (mung bean), 1471 nucleotides. RefSeq lists its product as uncharacterized. NCBI's taxonomy places the organism in Eukaryota, Viridiplantae, Streptophyta, Magnoliopsida, Fabales, Fabaceae. The record is from RefSeq and is a predicted model, not a curated record. Bases 856 to 1263 code for a protein of 135 amino acids. The transcript is spliced from 2 exons.